AGCAGAAAAGUUGUGCGUCCGGCGACGGUGUUUCUUGCUUCUCACGCGGUCAGACACACACCACGAGGACUUCAACUGCGUGCAUCAACAUCGUUUGUCUAUGUAUUGCCUUUGCGUUGUCCCUGCCUCUCUCUCUUCGUGUCUUUUAUUUCCGCUCUCGCUUCUGCGCCCUUGUUUUGUCAUCACUCCGAAGCCCGUCAAGAAAGCAGAGGAUACUCUUUAGUACUUUACCUGGAUGCGAGACACGCUCCCAUCGUUCACUCCUUGUACCUCUCUGGCAUUCAAUUAUUAUUAUUUUUUCUUCUUCCGUCCUGUGAUUCCCUUCAUUCGCUCAUUUCUUCAACGUGUCCAUACGUUACGCAGAGUGCAGCGAAAUAAGGUCUCCAUUGAAGCCUGGCGUUCGCUCACGGAGACACGCGCACCCAAGCCGCCGCAGUGAGCCACGCAAGGAAACAACGCAGCUCAACGUUCCGUUCAUAGUUCUCUCUCUUCCUUCUUCAGUAUUGUUUUGUCGCACGAUUUGCAUUAUAUAUAUAUAUAUAUAUAUAUAUUUAUUUAUUCGUGUUUAUUUUUUCUCUACCUUCAUAAAGGCUGUGUCGUAUUUCCGGCGUUAUUUCCAUCCUCUUUAGACGCUCUUCUCGCGCGCCAUCUCUCGGUGUAGUCAGACACUGGCGUGACGCAGGUCUCACGCAAAGCAGGAACGCACGUCAACCGAGUCGUUGCUGCUGCUUUUGCCCACCAUGUACCAACCAAGCAACCCGUACAGCAACGACGGCGCCACCAAAAUUAGCCCGGGUGCAGGGGCGAAGAACACCGGCUCAAACAGGAAUGGCGGAGGUUAUGGCAACGGAGCCGCCUACGGCAGCGGCUACGGCGCGGGUGGCUUUGGCGCUGGCGGCUACGGCGGGGCGGCUGGGUAUGGCGACGGCAGCAUGUACGGCGGUGCCGGCCCAGGCCAGGAAGGCGCCCAGAACGGCAGCAUGUACGGUGGUGGCAGCGUCUACGGCGGCGGCGGUGGCGCUGCGUCGAUGAUGGGUGACAUGAACGAGAACAUCGUCGUCACGAAGCUCUUCUCCAGCCGUCGCGACCUCGACCGCGUCGCCUCGGCCGUGGACUUCUCGCGCCGCUUCGACUCCAACUGGGGCAGCUACCGCUCCGCCGGGGCGGACGGCUACGGCGGCUCGAUCUACCGCAACAACACAGGUGCCGGGGAGGGCUCGCUCAUGAACCUCGGCGGCAGCCGCGGUGUCGUCUCUCUCACGGACCGCGGGGUCGGCCGCGCCGGCGAGGGACCAGACGGCGGUGCCCCGGCGGCGGCCGCCGCGGCGGAGAGCAGGGAGGCUCGCCCCCCACCCAAGACGGCCGUCGAGCAGGCACCCCGCGAGCCGAGCACGAAGAAGCUCGCGGCGGGGGAGGAGGCUGGUGCGCGGCAGCCGGUGAAGCCGAAGCCAGCCUCACCGAAGAAACCGGUGGAGGUGAAGCCCGCUGCGCAGGCCGUCCCGCCAAAGCCGGCAGACGCGGCUUCCCAAAACACGUCGCGAGCCCUGCCGAUGCAGGAGUCGCCGCGCAAUCGGCAAGCGGAGCAGAAGCAGACCCCAAAGACGCAGCCGCCCGCCAAGACGAUGACGUCACGCGAGGUGGUACCGAGCGGUGCGAAGCCGGUCGAGGUGCCGCCGCUGGAUGACAUUCCGCUGCUGGCGGACGACGUGCUGCCCAAGAAGAAGGCCCCCACGCCGGCCGAGGUGAAGCAAAUGCCGACGCCGCGCGAGCUGCCCCCGCCGCAGAGGGAGGUGGCGAGGGAGACGGAGGAGCCGGCGAAGGGGCCAAAUCGGCCGAUGCGGCCCCGCAGCCGUCCGCACAGUCGCCCGCAGAGCCGCAUGACGUCGAUGAGCGUCGUGGAGUUCCCGCAGGCCGACGAGGUGAAGGAUGAGAUGGUGGCGGACGGGUUGAAGGCCCCGGAGAGGGACGCGGCGCUGGCGGCCGCGCGCGAGGAGCAGAAGCGGCAGCGCGAGGAGGCGUCCCGCCAUGCCCGACUGGAGCGCGCGAAGCAGCGGCAGCAGCAGGAGGACCAGCAGAAGCAGCGCGAGGAGGAGACCCGUCGCGCACGUGAGGCGAAAGCAGAGGAGGAGCGGCUGAAGAAGGAGCGCAUCGCCAAGAUGGACGAGGAGACGCGACAGCAGCGGGCGGCGGCCCUCGCGGCGCGGGAGCGCCAGCGGGAGGAGGAGAAGCGCCGCUUCGAGGAGGCGAAGAAGGCGGAGGAGGAGAAAGAGGCCGCCCGAGCCGCCGCCGCCAUCGCGGAGCGUCAGCGUCUGUUGGAGGAGAAGGAGGCGUCGGAGGAGAAGGCGCCGCGACCGACGUCACGCCCGCGCAGCCGGCGGCCGGUGAGCCGGCCCAACUCGAACCUGCGUGGCCCGAUCCCGGAGCAGCCGCCGGACCUCGUGGCGGGGCAAAUCAAGGACCCACUCGCGGAGGACAAAUUGAGUAAGCCGACAAAUACCGUGACCCGCACCACGCCGGCGAGUGGUACCGCCGAUGCGGUGUCCAGCAACACGUCCCAGCGCGCAGCGGACCACCCACAGAAGCGAGAGCCACAGCAGGUGGUACACAGACGCGAGGUGGAGGUGUCGCGGCAGCACACGAGCCACGAGUCUACGCCAGCGUCACAGCAGGCGCACGCGACGAAGCCUGCGCAGUCGUCGGUGAGGACGGAUGAGGGCAGCACGCAGCAGCAGCAGCCGACACCGGCAACUCAGCGGGAGCGCAAUAUGGUGAAAACCUUCGUGCUGAUGGAGGCGGUUCGUGACAGCAAUCACGCCGUGCAGAGCACGCCCGAUUCGAUCACCUACCGAGAUCAGACGAUCAACGUGACAGAGCUGAAGGUGCGUGAGGAGGACAACUUCAACUACAACUCCACGGUGGUGCACGACGUGCGGGAGGCGGCGUGCCACGGGUACAACUCUGCGGUGCUUUCCAUGGAGACGGCUAACACUGUCAGCCGUUUUGAAUCACCUGUUUGGUCCAUCUUGAACCGCAUCGUCCGCACGCUGCUGAAGGAGAACUCGAGCGACGCCGGCGAGCUGCAGGAUAACUUUGAGUUGACCUGCGCGAUAGGCUACCUGUACCGCGACAAGGUGAAGGACCUGCUCGAGCGCGACGGUGACGCACCCUUUACGAAGGUGGCGGUGAAUCCUUCGCCCAUCUACGGCCCCCGCCUGACGAACUUAAGGUACGACGCGGUCACCGACCCGGCUCAGUUUGAGGAGAUGCUCUCCGGCACGCUCUCGCGCAGCACGCAUGACACGACCGUGGCGGGAUUGACGGAGGGCGUGGUGGCCGCCUUUGUGCUGGUGAAGCAGUGCCGUGAGACGGAGGGGAAGCAGGACAUCUACCUCUCUUCGCUCAUCGUUGCGUCCUGUGGCGAGGAUCCGCUGCCGUACCAAUCGGCCAUCUCGCACACCCGCAACGAGUACGCAACGGUGUUCCACCUUGUCCUGGGUGGCCCGAGCUGUACCUGCUUCAUGCUGAACGUCGCGGACGAUGACGCGGUACGCAAAUCGGGUGACGCAAACCAGCAGUCGGUGCCAGACGGCAUCGAGACGGCUUUGGCGCUGCUGGCGCAGAUGGCGGCACUGCAGAACUACGAUCUUCGCAGCGGAUCGGUGAGGCGCUUUAUCAAGUACUUGGAGCGCUCGCAUGCGAACGCGAGGCAGCGCUUGGCGAAGGAGUCGGACGAAGCACAGCGCCGCAAGGUGGAGCGUUACGUGAAGGAGCAGGAGCGGUUGCUAGAGGACGCCUACGGUUUGCUGCGAGACGCGAACAUUCAGGUCGAGCGGGAACUUUAG
Messenger RNA from Leptomonas pyrrhocoris, 3842 nucleotides. RefSeq lists its product as hypothetical. NCBI's taxonomy places the organism in Eukaryota, Euglenozoa, Kinetoplastea, Trypanosomatida, Trypanosomatidae. The record is from RefSeq and is a predicted model, not a curated record. Bases 741 to 3842 code for a protein of 1033 amino acids. The transcript has a single exon.